This is a messenger RNA of Coffea eugenioides, 3687 nucleotides long. RefSeq lists its product as uncharacterized. The transcript is spliced from 4 exons. NCBI's taxonomy places the organism in Eukaryota, Viridiplantae, Streptophyta, Magnoliopsida, Gentianales, Rubiaceae. Gene Ontology annotation, molecular function: DNA helicase activity. The coding region runs from base 1 to 3687 and encodes 1228 amino acids. Gene Ontology annotation, biological process: DNA repair; telomere maintenance. The record is from RefSeq and is a predicted model, not a curated record.
AUGUUGACUGAGCAUAUGAAGUUUACUAUCGAUUCUUCUGUUUCUCAGCCAUAUUCUCCUUUUGUAAUCAACAGUGAGAAUGACAUUUGUGAAAAUCACUUUGUUGAAACAUGUGUUUCACAAAAUCACAUUGAUAGGAAUCUAAUUCUGCCAACUGACUGCAGAGGUAAAAAUGUUUGCUUUCCUCCAGAAAAUGCUGGAGGAAUUCAUUAUACCUCUGAUUCUACUGACAAUCAUUGUUUGCUCGCAAUGAAUUCAUCUUUAAUCAAUCUGUCUGAUGUUCAGCCUGCUGGUUCAUCACAAGUGAACUGCAAUGAGCAAUCAUUUGUUAUAGAAAAUCAGUUUCAGAGUGAGCAAGUCACAAACCUUAAAGGGAGAAAUGGUUAUUCUGAAAUAUCAAAUCUAGGCAUGCAACUAACUAAUUAUACUCCUCCCCUCUUUGUGAAUAGGCAUAUACCUAUAAUAGGUAGUACUCCAGUUAUAUCUUAUGAUAACAGGCCUCUUGAAUAUUCUGAGAUAUAUGCUGGAGAGCUGAUAAAUAAGAAAGAAUAUAGAACGCAGGCCUACUUUAGAUGGAAAAAGAAAAGAUUGAGAGCAAAGUCUAGAUCAAUUGCUUCUACAAAUAUACCUGAAAAGCAAACAAGCACCACAAUUGUUAAUGAGUGUUCCUCAGUUGUUGAUGUUCAGCGUAGUUCUCGAUGUCGUUCGAAGCAUCACAGAUCAUCUCCCACAAAAACUCAGCCAGGCCUAGAUUCGAGCAAUGGUCAUAAUAAUAAUUUACAGUUAUAUUUCAAUGACUUUGAAACUGAAGUAAACAAUCGGUUAGCAGCUUGUCCUAGACUAUCUGAAACUGUAAUUAGGAAAAUUAUGCAAGUUCUUGAGGCUAAUCCAUAUGCAAAAUUUUUUAGAAAUUUGAGAGAGAUACCUAAUUUAGAUAACUACUACAUUGUGUUAAAAACUCUACCUGGUGUUGAUCAAAGAGUCUAUAAUAGACCAACAACUUCACAAGUUGCAGCCUUGUGGGUUGAGGGGCAACAAAAUGGAGAGACCAGCAGGCGUGAUAUUAGAGUUCAUACCCAUAGUGGUACUUCAAAAAAUAUACAAUACUAUUAUGGAUGUUAUGAUCCACUCCAAUAUUCAAUACUUUUUCCUUUUGGUGAUCUUGGCUGGCACCAAGGAAUACCAAAGAAAGAAGCAAAAGUAAAUGGAAGAAAGGGGAAAAAAAACCAACCUGUAGCAGAUUUGAUUUCCCCUGAAAAUGCUGCUACAGCAGAACAACUAAUCCAAAAUGAAGAACAUGCAAUGGAAAACAUACAUGACGACCCAAAUUUUGUGUCCCUUCGAGAAUAUUAUUGUUAUAAACUUCAGAUUAGGGACACUGAUGAAUCUUGGUUAUUACAUUUUGCUCGCCUCCUACAACAAUAUAUUGUUGAUCAAUAUGUGAAGUUUGAGAUGCAAAGGCUCGACUUCUAUAGAUUACAACAAGAGGAAAUUAGGAGAGAGUUCUUGAAAGGCAUAAUAGAUGCUUUAGGAUCAGGUGAGAGUCAAGUAUAUAAUGUUGGCCAGCAUAUCAUAUUACCACCAUCCUUUAUUGGAGGGCCAAGAAAUAUGAGACGUAAAUACAUGGAUGCAAUGACAUUAGUACAAAAGUAUGGUAAACCAGAUAUAUUUCUGACCAUGACUUGCAAUCCUAAUUGGCCAGAAAUAAAAGAGCACUUAAUAGACAAAGAAGAGGCACAAAACAGACCAGAUUUGCUUGCUAGAGUAUUUCAUGCUAAGUUAGAACAGCUUAAAGAUGAACUUCUGAAAAAAUGCAUCUUUGGUGAAGUGUCAGCUUAUACUUAUGUCAUUGAAUACCAAAAAUGUGGACUGCCACAUGCACACUUUUUGCUAAUUUUAAAGUCGAAAUUCAAGAUGUAUACCCCUGAAGAAUAUGAUAAAAUUGUCUGUGCUGAGAUAUCAAAUAAAGAGAAAAAUGAACAUUUAUAUAAUUUGGUCAUUAAACAUAUGCUUCAUGGACCAUGUGGUUCACUUGAUCCGACAAGUGUAUGCAUGAGAAAAAAUAGAACUUGCAAGAAUAAUUUCCUUAAAAAUUUCUGUGAGGAAACUAUCCAAACUCUUAAUGCAUAUCCUGAAUAUCGAAGGAGAGAUGAUGGAGUUCAAAUUAAGAUUAAAUCAGCUCUUUUAGAUAACAGAUGGGUUGUACCAUACAAUCCAUAUCUUUUGGCUAAAUUUGAUUGCCAUCUUAAUGUUGAAAUAUGCUCUACAAUUAAGACAGUCAAGUACAUUUACAAGUAUAUCUAUAAAGGUCAUGAUAGAACUAACUUCUGUGUAGUAAAUAAUAAAUCUGAUUUAGAAAUUGAUGAAAUUAAACAAUAUGUAUCAGCUAGGACAGAUAAAGCAGCUCAAGAUCUAAAUUGUACUUAUGUAGACUUUCCUGAUCAUUUUGUCUGGUUACCUAAGCAAAAAUACUGGAAAUUGGGAGAAAGAGGUGAAUCAAUAGGUCGAAUAAUGAUUGAUCAUCCUUCUGAAGGAGAACGAUACUACUUGAGAUUACUCUUAUCAAAGGUUCGAUGUCCAACUUCAUUUGAUGACUUAAGAACCUUUAAUGGAGUUCAAGUAGAAACGUUCCAAGAGGCAACAUUAAUUCGAGGCUUGUUACAAAAUGAUAACAGCCAAGAAAUUUGUUUACAAGAAACCUCACUUUUCCAUAUGCCCUACGAAAUGAGGCGACUUUUUGCAACACUUUUGGUUUAUUCUUGCCCUAAUGACCCAAAGGCAUUGUGGCAAAAUUUUGAAUCUUCUAUGUCAGAAGAUUUUGCCAAAUGUUCAGCAAUGACAUCUGCACAAGUGAAAAGAAAUGUCUUGCAACAAAUUGAUGAAUUUUUGCAAUCCAUGGGAAAAAGUAUACAUUCAUAUAAUUUGAUUCUCGCUGGAUUCUCUUAUGAAAAUAUAGAGAAUGAAACUCAAGAAUUAAGAGCAGAAAGAAACAUUGUCAUUUCAGAAACUGACUUACAUUCAAUUGAGCUACUCAAUGAAAAACAGAAAAAAGCAUUCGUAGUCAUAUCUGAGAGAAUUUACUCAGAUAGACCUGGUGUUUUUUUCAUUGACGGUCCAGGUGGUACUGGAAAAACAUUUCUGUAUAAAGCUUUGUUAGCUAAUGUUAGAUCUAAAGGCUAUCUUGCUCUUGCUACAGCUACAUCAGGAAUUGCAGCUUCCAUUUUACCAGGUAGAAGGACUGUACAUUCCAGAUUUAAAAUUCCAAUAGAUAUCUUUGGUGGUGCAACAUGUCGGGUCAGUAAACAAACUUCUUUAGCUGCAAUGAUCAAAGAAGCAAAACUCAUAAUUUGGGAUAAAGCACCAAUGUCUAAAAAGGCAGCAAUUGAAGCUUUAGAUGAUCUCUUAAGAGAUUUAAUGAAUUCAGAAGAAAUAUUUGGGGGAAAGGUAGUUGUACUUGGUGGAGAUUUUAGACAAACAUUGCCAGUUGUUAGAAAGGGAACAAAAGCUGAAAUGAUAAAUGCAUGUUUGAUAACUUCUCCAUUAUGGCACAAAUUAGAGAAAUUGCAAUUAACACAGAACAUGAGAGCAAAAUUAGAUCCUUUAUUCACGCAGUUUCUUUUAAAAAUUGGAGAUGGAACACAUGAAACAAAUGAGAAUGACAUAAUAAAACUUCCAUCUUCAAUCUGA